Linum tenue is the source of this 649-nucleotide messenger RNA. NCBI's taxonomy places the organism in Eukaryota, Viridiplantae, Streptophyta, Magnoliopsida, Malpighiales, Linaceae. The record is from the annotation of a GenBank genome assembly.
CAAUAUUUAACACAAAUCUCUCAGAGUCAGAGCAGCAACGCUCUGAAUUGAAUUCCAGCCCCCAACCCCCAAAAUUUCGAUGAAACUCCUCCACGAUUUCGGGUCCUGCUGCUCCCGGUCCGCGACGGCGGUCGCAGCGCCGCCACCGGCGGAGGAAAAGCGCUCGGCUGCCGUCGUUCCCCUGUUAGAACACUAUUAUCGCGAUGGAAACGGCGGGAGCUCCUGCAACAAGCUGUCGAUCACGAGAAGCGCGUCUUCAUCGUGGGCGGCGCACAGCUGGCGGCCUGCUCUGUCGGCGAUAUCGGAAGAGAGUCCCGUAGUGUCGUUCGCCGGCGACGCAACGAGAAUCGUGAGAAAGGGCGCGGCGGAUAGGGGAACGAAACCGUUACAGAAGAAAACGGCGUCGGAUAGAAGAGGAAAAUCCAAUUCCCCGGCGAAGCCCAAGAGCAGCAGUUACUGUCAUCUUCAGAGGGACAACUCUGCUUCUUCUUCUUCGUCGCCGAUGGUGAUGGCGUCGUUCUCACCGGCGCCAUUUAUGUUCUGAUUGAUUGAUCUCUGAUCUUACCAGUGAGAGAAUUAAUUGUAUAUGAUCGUUGUAUUGAGAUGGAACAGAAGAAUACAUAUAAAUUGUUGCGUAGAGAAUUGGGUU